UGUAACACCAUUAUCUCCAUCACUUUCAUGAUAUAAACCAUCCGUAAUUCCACAAAAGUCAGGCUCUUCGACUUCCGAGAACUCGAAGGAUCGCAAACAAUGGCACAGACAGACAUCCCCGAUGCAGAGCGAAAGAUUGGAACACGCGACAAAGAUGUCCCCUGGUACAACCCAGACAUCGGGAACAAACUCAGCCCAUCAGCUCGAGAGCUCCUAGAAACAUACUCCAAGAUCCUCUCUGCAGAAGUUGAAAAUCACGUGAAGAGAAUUCGCGAUCAAGCCUGGGAAGUCUGGCCCUACCCGUGCAUCGGCGGCUUCAGGUUCCUAGACCUAGCAAUCGGCGACUCGCCCAAUUACCCCCAGAUACUGCAACGCCUCAAAACAGGAAACGAGAAUUUCCUCGAUCUGGGCUGUUGUUUCGGGCAAGAGAUCCGGCGUCUCGUCGCCGAUGGUGCACCGUCUGAGAAGCUCUACGGAUCAGAUCUGCGUCCCGAAUUUUUCGAGCUCGGGUAUGAGUUUUUCGGUGACAGAGAUAAAUUGCAGAGCAAGUUUAUUGCGGCGGAUAUCUUUGAUCCGGAUAGCGGAUUGAAGGAAUUGGAGGGGAAGAUCGAUAUCUUGUAUGCGGGGAGCUUCUUGCAUCUCUUUGGGUAUGAGAAGCAGUUGGAGGUCUGCAUCAGGAUUGCGGGAUUGUUGAGGGAGAAGGAGGGGAGCUUGUUGGUGGGGAGGCAGGUUGGGCAUGUCAAUGCCGGGGAGAGGACUCAUCGGACGAAUCCGGAUCAGAGAAUUGAAGAUAAGCAGAAGCUGACCCAAGCUAAUUCCAGGUUCAGGCAGAGUGAGGGGAGUUUUACGAAGAUGUGGGAGACUGUUGGGGAGAAGACGGGCAGUAAAUGGAAAGUUAAUGUGAAAGUUGAAGAGAUCGAUGAGACUGAUAGAAAUAUGAGACCAAACGAUCAGGAUGAAGGGCUGAGGAGGUUAAGGUUCAGUGUCUUUAGGCUUUGA
Molecule: messenger RNA, 999 nt
Organism: Mollisia scopiformis
Lineage: Eukaryota; Fungi; Ascomycota; Leotiomycetes; Helotiales; Mollisiaceae
Exons: 3
Coding region: 100-999 (299 amino acids)
Source: RefSeq, a predicted model, not a curated record